Messenger RNA from Xyrauchen texanus (razorback sucker), 1916 nucleotides. RefSeq names its product arg8-vasotocin receptor-like. The record is from RefSeq and is a predicted model, not a curated record. Gene Ontology annotation, molecular function: vasopressin receptor activity; peptide binding. Gene Ontology annotation, cellular component: membrane. The transcript is spliced from 2 exons. The coding region runs from base 740 to 1912 and encodes 390 amino acids. Lineage: Eukaryota; Metazoa; Chordata; Actinopteri; Cypriniformes; Catostomidae. Gene Ontology annotation, biological process: G protein-coupled receptor signaling pathway; regulation of systemic arterial blood pressure by vasopressin; positive regulation of vasoconstriction.
GUGUGUGUGUGUGUGUGUGUGUGUGUGUGUGUGUGUGUGUGUGUGUGUGUGUGUGUGUGUGCUUAUAUAUAUAUAUAUAUAUUACUACAUAUUUUGGUGUGUAAUACGACUCGGGCAUGUUCUUGACAGGUUUCCUGAGAUUAAUCUGCACAGUUUACAUGAACUUGUACUAAAUAGGAACAUGUCAAGGUUCUAAUCUGUAUUUGUUAGUAACACAAUGCAGACUUUGAAGCGGGUGGAGACACCAGGGUCUUUCUUUCCUCCUUGGGGGUGGAGGGAUUGUUUUAAGACAGUCUGGUUGAGCAUAUAGAACUAAAUUCAGCUGAGAGACACCGGUGGGUUUGGCUUUGCGCGCAUUACGCGCUGCGAGUGAAAUCUGAUGCGGGUAUAAAAGGCAGUGACUGGCUCUGAGCGAAACCAGACACAAUCGAGGGACACAUCUGGAGAUGCGCACUCUUAUAGGUUGCGCAUGUUUCUAUCUAAACAGAAACUACUUAGAAAUUGCUAAUAAGUCAUUUCGCUGAUCAAGGCUGCAAUGGUGAUUAUAUGGAUCAUUUCUUGUGGGGUUUACGUCUACAAUCUGUUACCAGAUCAUAUAUUUAACCACUAGGCUAAACCAGCCCUCACUGCUCCUGCUCAGGCGUCGUUUGGAACGGAGGAGCGCGCAACAGGACACCGGCGUUUCCAUUUACGCACGGGGAUUCGCACCUUUUAACGCGUUGGACUGCUAUAGAUUUGAAUGAAUUGCACAAUGGGGCACCUGAGCAACACAUCUGCAUCUAUAAAUUCCACCGACCCGUUCGGCCGAGACGAAGAAGUCGCCAAAAUCGAGAUCGCGGUCCUGAGCGUCACGUUCGUGGUGGCCGUGAUCGGAAACUGCAGUGUCCUUGUGACCAUACACAACACGAAGAAAAAGACUUCACGCAUGCAUCUGUUCAUUAAACACCUCAGCCUGGCCGACCUGGUAGUCGCGUUUUUCCAGGUGUUACCACAGUUAUGUUGGGAAAUAACAUUCCGUUUUUACGGACCGGACUUUCUGUGUCGGAUCGUGAAGCACCUGCAGGUGAUGGGCAUGUUCGCAUCCGCCUACAUGAUGGUUAUGAUGACUCUAGACCGCUAUAUCGCCAUCUGCCACCCGCUGAAGACCCUCCAGCAGUCCACGCGGAGGUCCCGCAUCAUGAUCGGCGGCACUUGGGUCAUCAGUCUGAUCCUCAGCACCCCUCAGUACUUCAUCUUCUCCCUCAGUGAGAUCCAGAACGGGUCUGAGGUGUACGACUGCUGGGCGCACUUCAUCCAGCCGUGGGGAGUCCAGGCGUACAUCACCUGGAUCACAGUGGGGAUAUUCCUGAUCCCAGUGAUCAUAUUAAUGACCAGUUAUGGAUUCAUAUGUCACAGCAUCAGGAAGAACAUCAGAUGUAAAACUGCAAAGACGCUGGCGGAUGGCGCGUGUAAGAGCGGGUUGGUGGGGAAGAACUCGGUCAGCAGUGUGAGCGUCAUAUCCAGAGCGAAAAUAAGGACCGUCAAAAUGACUUUUGUGAUCGUUCUGGCUUACAUCAUCUGCUGGGCGCCGUUUUUCAUCGUGCAGAUGUGGUCGGUGUGGGACAAGAACUUCAACUGGGAUGAUUCAGAGAAUACGGCCGUCACUCUGUCGGCGCUCCUCGCCAGUCUGAACAGCUGCUGUAACCCGUGGAUUUACAUGAUCUUUAGUGGGCAUCUCCUGCAUGAUUUCACCCACUGCUUUCCCUGCUGUCACAACCUCCCCCAGAGUUUCAGGAAAGAAGUCUCGGACAGCAGUAUACAGAGAAAGACCCUAUUCACUAAAAUCACCAAUCGCAGCCCCACCUGCAGCUCAGGCAACUGGAAAGAGUUUGACCAUUCCCUGAAAUCCGACAGGUCGACUCUGGAAACGUGAUGCA